Molecule: messenger RNA, 1224 nt
Organism: Hyposmocoma kahamanoa
Lineage: Eukaryota; Metazoa; Arthropoda; Insecta; Lepidoptera; Cosmopterigidae
Product: RNA polymerase II degradation factor 1-like
Exons: 17
Coding region: 45-1088 (347 amino acids)
Source: RefSeq, a predicted model, not a curated record
GAUUUUACGGAAAAACAUCUUAUUCGGUCAAAAUAAUCAGAAAAAUGAAGUUCAUUAUAGUUUUAGGGGUGAUUUUGGCUGUCGUCACCGCCAGACCGUCUCCAAGUUCACGAAGGCGCCUAAGUAGACUCAGUCUACAACUUGUUGAAACCGAUGAUGAUGAUGAGAUCGUUAAUAACGAAAAGUACGAUCAUCGGCACAACGCUCAUCAUCUCACGCCGUCUACUGCAACGAAUCGAGCAGAUCGUGCAGGCAAUGAAGCGCUUCGAGAAAGAUUAGAGCAGGAAGAAAGAAGGGAAAAUGAACAACUGCGAGCAAGGUUAGAACGCGAAUUUGAAUCCGCUAAAUCGGAAGCGGAAUCAAACGCACAAGUGGCUGCGGAAGCAAAAAAUCUAAGAGAAAACACUAAACAGUCAUCAGAAACCCAACAGACCCAAAACCAGAAACCGGAAGUACAGCCAGAAGUGAAUCAGGUCCCUGAACCACAAAAGUCAUCGGAGGUCUCAGAACCUAACGAACCUAAACAAACUGUUAAACAAUUUCCAGUUAAAGCUACUACUCCUUUGAGAAAUUCUGACCUAAGGACUCCUGAUGUAAAUGAUUAUAAUGAUCAGUACAUGCAGCAAGUACCAGUGCACAUGCCAAUAACUGUGGCUGCUCCUGCUAACUCACAAGUGCAGCUAGCUCAACCGGUGCAAGGCUCAGCAUCGAUAGCUUCAUUAUUGCAAAGAUUGAGUAACUUAGCCACGGGACCGAGUAAAGCAAGUCCUACUCCGCCUCCUUCGAACCCUACGAAGUACAGAAACCGCGGCGCAGUUAAGGUUCAAUACGUACCGAGCAGUAGUUCCAAUCCUGAUGCACGUUAUUUAGGAUCACUGCACUUCAGAUACAUCGCACCUAAUGAGCUGCAACAAUCACAACAAGUGAAUCAUGAAAACAAAGGAGAUGCUAAAAAUCUUUUGUUGUCCAGCUUCAAUCCCAGAUAUUUCACAGCGUUAAGAAAUUAUUUGAGAAGCGCGGCAGAGUUACAAGAUUUGGCGCAAAAGGCGGCGCAGCGGUCCGGUCCAUCUUGGAGAAAUUCUCAAUAAAAAAUCGAGUCUAAUGAUGCAACAUAGUAAAAUGACCAAGGGCAAAUCUGAUACCGGCAAUCGAACUUAAUGUUUAGAUUAGUUAUUAUACUUAUGAGUUAAAUUCAAACCGAUGGUAAUAAAGAUCGAUGCUGCA